GCGCGCUGAGCUCCUUGUAGAGCGUGUGCAUGUGAGCGCUCGAGCUGUGCGGCAGUGUGCCUUUAAUACGCAAGCGCGGCGGAAGAGCGACAUGGCAGACCAGGCAUUUGUCACCUUGGCCACGAACAAUAAAUAUGCUAAAGGAGCAAUGGUGCUGGGGAAGUCCCUGAGGAACCAUAAGACCUCCAAGAAGCUGGUGGUGCUCAUCGGACCCCAUGUGUCAGAACAGUCCAGAGAAGUGCUUCAGACGCUCUACGAUGAGGUCAAGCUGGUGGAUGUGUUGGACUCUGGGGACACGGCACACUUGGCCUUGAUGCAGAGACCAGACCUGGGUGUGACCCUCACUAAACUCCACUGCUGGACUCUUAAACACUACUCUAAAUGUGUGUUUAUGGAUGCAGACACGAUGGUGUUAGCGAAUAUAGAUGAGUUGUUUGACAGAGAAGAGUUCUCAGCAGCUCCAGAUCCCGGAUGGCCCGAUUGCUUCAACUCCGGGGUGUUCGUCUUCCAGCCUUCCAACGAGACCUACGGCAAACUUCUUGAGUACUGUACAGAGCACGGCAGCUUUGACGGUGGGGAUCAGGGAGUACUCAAUGGUUACUUCAGUGACUGGGCCACAGCGGAUAUCAGAAAACACCUCCCGUUUAUCUACAAUAUGAGCAGCAUAGCAAUCUACACUUACCUUCCUGCCUUUAAACAGUAUGGUGCGAACGCCAAGGUGGUGCACUUUCUUGGAAAGACGAAGCCAUGGAGCUACACCUUCGACCCGAAUCAGAGGAAAGUGCAGGGGAAUGUACAGGAAGCUUCAUCACACCCUGGCUAUCUCCUGGAGUGGUGGAGACUUUACAGCAGCUGUGUGCCUUCCAUAAAGCAGCAAGAACACACUGACCAGCCUUUUGAAGUUACUGUUCAGGAGGAGCUUCAGCCUCCGGUCCUGCCAGGCCCGCCGCCUCUGUCCUCAGCCGAGCGUAAACAGCGAUGGGAACAGGGCCAAGCAGACUACAUGGGAAUGGACGCUUUUGACAACAUUGAGAAGAAGCUUGCUGCUUUCCUGAAAUAAGGAAGGAGAGAAUGGAGCAACGUUGUAAAAGGGCUCCUUUGCAGUUUUAGAGUGAUGGUUUGAAACAGAAGUGUAGAUCCUAUGGCUGCAGUGCCAUCCUGACUGGGUUUUCCUUCAGCUAUGCAGAACAGUCACUGCAGCGUGCCAACCUCACAACUGAGUUUCUUUCUUAACUUUUGUACACUGUGAAACUGGUAUUCAUGUUGACUCCGUGCUCUUCACAAAAAACCCAGAUACCUUUUUCUUUAUAUUCCAGAUAGUCAUGUUUUAUAAAUCGAGCUGAAUUCCACUGUUUUACACAGAGGAGGCGAGACUUUAAUAGCAGAGAUUUCUGAGAUGGCGUUAUUCUCGCAUACAAGUGAAGUCUUCAAGUCUGACGCUGGUCACAUGACUUGCUCUAGUCAUCGCUUAGGAAUGUCUGUUCACUUUUUAUUUAAAGCACUUGAACUUAGGAUUUUUUUUGUUGUUGCUGCCUUGGUUUCACCCAGAGUUUUCAUGCACUGAAGUCUAUAUUUCUGCGCCUUAUGAAUGUCUGCAUUAGUCCAUGUCCAUGUGAGGUGAAGGCUCUUCACCUCAUCCAAUGCUGCGGUCUUCUCUCAUUGCAAAUGUCUUACAUUUUUCAUCUGCACAAUAAACAUUGGUGAUUGUUAAA
Messenger RNA from Neoarius graeffei (lesser salmon catfish), 1712 nucleotides. RefSeq names its product glycogenin 1b (gene gyg1b). The transcript is spliced from 7 exons. Gene Ontology annotation, cellular component: cytoplasm. Lineage: Eukaryota; Metazoa; Chordata; Actinopteri; Siluriformes; Ariidae. The coding region runs from base 92 to 1060 and encodes 322 amino acids. Gene Ontology annotation, molecular function: glycosyltransferase activity. The record is from RefSeq and is a predicted model, not a curated record.